Molecule: messenger RNA, 1297 nt
Organism: Mya arenaria
Lineage: Eukaryota; Metazoa; Mollusca; Bivalvia; Myida; Myidae
Product: radial spoke head 14 homolog
Exons: 10
Coding region: 84-1106 (340 amino acids)
Molecular function (GO): protein binding
Source: RefSeq, a predicted model, not a curated record
AAAACAGGAAGCGGUGUGACAGUAGGUUUAUGACAACUUAAACAAAAACUGUCAAUACAUCGAACAGUUUACCACAGUAAACAAUGGCACUGACCGUGAUUUCGGCAAAAUAUCCACCUCACAUUGAUCCGUCAAAAACGCCACUGGCCUAUGGGGACAGAGCGUUACCUCGAUUGAAUAGAGAAUUGAAGGAUGCAAACCUUUUGACCAGACAGCGUGCAGUGAUGUCAUUAUGUGACCAUCUUCAUGACCCAGAGCACAUUGCUGAAGCACUGAAUGUUGGAAUUGCAGAAAGUUUGAAAAAUCUUCUUACAGACACUGACACAACAGUUCGACAAAAGUCAACAGAAUGCCUCUUUGUUAUCGGGUGUCAUGCAAUAGGUCGUGACGCAUUCCUUGAACACAACAUCAUUCCACCGGUGGCGAAAUUAUUCGAUGACAAAAUUGAUAUUGCAAGAAAAAAUGCUCACAAGGCUAUUGAAAUGAUUUCUGAGACGCCACCAGGUGCAGAGGGAAUUGUGCAGGCAGACUUGAUUGGCACACUGGUAAACAAGCUGAAGACUGAAGUAGAGGAAAUCAAGUUACUGAUCCUGGACACCCUGCACUUUUGUAUGCGAGUGGACACAGGGAAAGCCCUGAAGGCGGACGCCAUGACAGUGUUCACAUCUCUCCUUAAACACAAUGACCCAGCUAUCCGAGCCAAGGCUGCUAGAGAUAUUAUGGAUCUUAGUGCCCCAUUGGAGGGUAAGAACAAGGCAGUGGAGGUGGGUUGUGUUGCAGAGCUGGUCAAACUUCUCGCUGACUCCUCUCCAGACGUGAAGGCCAAUGCUGCUGGUGCUCUCAUGAUAAUCACAAUAACAACAAAGGGAAAGUACACAGCACUGGAGUCCACUGCCAUUCCUCCCCUUGUUACUUUAGUGGAUGACCCAACCAGUGAAGUACGGGCAAACUCUCUUAAGGCCCUCACUUGUUUAUCUGAGGCACCAGAAGGCAGGAAAACUCUGCUGGAACACGUUGAUAAGAUCAAGGUACACCUCAACGAUGAGAUACCAGCCGUUGCACGUGCUGCACAGAUCGCGGUGAGAGUCAUUGAGUGGAAGCCGUAAAUUGCUGCCAACUUAUACUGCCUGCAAUAACUCUUAAAAAACAGGAAGACAAAUAUGCUUUUCAUUUUAUAGUCAAUAAUAUUUGUUAUGAAAUAUUUAGGAAAAACGUUUCAACUGACUUUUAUGAGCAAGUGUCAAGUGUCUGUGAUAUCACAUUAUAUUGAAUUUUUGUACAUAAACUGUAAAUUUGU